This is a messenger RNA of Fusarium tjaetaba, 1029 nucleotides long. Its product is annotated as short-chain alcohol dehydrogenase. The record is from RefSeq and is a predicted model, not a curated record. Bases 1 to 1029 code for a protein of 342 amino acids. Gene Ontology annotation, molecular function: oxidoreductase activity. The transcript has 3 exons. Lineage: Eukaryota; Fungi; Ascomycota; Sordariomycetes; Hypocreales; Nectriaceae.
AUGGCUGUCAACCGCUAUGCCUACAACGGUCCAAUUGACCACACAAUCGCCCCUCAACUCGAAAACAUUCGAGGAAAGUCGGUGAUUAUCACAGGCGGUGCCAAUGGCAUGGGCGAAGCCUUUGUACGAGACUUUGUCGCCGCUGGUGCCUGGGUAACAUUCGCCGAUGUCAAUGAAGAGCGCGGCAAAAUAGUUGAAGCAGAGCUCAACGCCGACGGCCAAAAAUGCGUCUUCAUCAAGUGCGACAUCCGAGAUUGGGAUCAACAAAAGGCUAUGUUCGAAAAGGCGAAGAGCUCAAGUCCAAGUAAUUCGGUCGAUGUUGUCAUCGCAAAUGCAGGCAUUUCCCGAAGCUCGGGAGAUAGCUUGUGGAAUCUCGAUGGUGUGUACUCACUGAACCCUCUGAAAGUUUGGUGGAAGAGCCCUGGACUAACACCACCUACAGAUCCCAAUGGAGAACCCACAAAGCCUGAUUUGAACAUCGUCAGAGUCAACAUAGAUGGAACAUUCUACACAUGGAAGCUUGCGGUUCAUUAUUUCCGCAAGCAGCCAGUGAGUGAAGAGCGAGACCGCUGUUUCAUUAUCACUGGUAGCAUGGUGGCUUGGAUUGACAGCCCAGGCAACUGGGAGUAUACUGGAACGAAAUAUGCGCUGCGCGGCUUCAUGAGGACAGUCCGAAGAUCAAGCCACGAGCAAGCUAUCCGCAUCAACUACGUCGCACCCUGUUGGAUUAAGAGCGCCAUUCGAACUGCAGAGUACGAGAAGUGGCUGGUUGACCGCGGCGUGGAGUUUGGUGAACAGAAAGAUGUCUCCAGCUGCAUGUUGAGAAUUGCUACUGAUAGGAGCAUCAAUGGUCGCUCACUGAUGAUCACGCCCCGCUCCAUCGCAAAGGAAGGCUUCGUAGACAUUGACAGAGAGGAUUACAAGGACACACCCGAAGAUGAGUAUCUGAAGAAGGUUCAAGCGUCGCAGCUGGUCAUUAUCGAGGAUAAAUGGUUGGACUCAUACAAGGUCCGAGUAUAUAAAGAAUAG